AGAAGCAGGCGCCAGGGAGAGAAAAAAGUGUGAGAGAAACACAGAGGGUUUUUUGGACUUAACACUAGUCAGAACUCACUGUACCUGAGGUGUAAGAUUUUCAUCUGCUGUGCUGGUGAUUUUUUGGAUCCUGAAACACUCCUCUUCCACCGUUCCACUUUUGUGUAUCUUCAGUAGUUUGCACACACCAGUGGGUAACACCGAAAGGUAGAGCUGGCUACGGUUUUUGAAAAAGUCUUUUCGUCUGUUUCACGGGCACUAUUGGUCCUAUUUUUAUCUCAAGUUGGUGUCUUAACGUGAUUUUUAUAUCAUCGGAAAUCAUGAGUACCUUGGUAAUGAACACAACAGGAGAUGGCAAUGGUGCGAGCAUGGACUUCAUCCACAAUCGGAUUGAGUCGCUCAGCAGCAAGAUGGACAGGCUCAUCAACAUUCAAGAAAAGGUUCUCAGCCGACUGGAUGGAAUGUCUCAGGACAUUGACGACAUUGAACACGAUAUGGAGAAUCUGAAGGUGGACAAGGAGGAGAUCCAUUUUCCACCCAAGAUGAUGAACCAGACCCAGGUCAUGGGGCGAGAGGUGAGGGCGAUAUGCAAGGAGAUGAGCACCAUAAUGUCGGCGGUGAACCAGCGGUCCGAGCAGCAGGCUGAGAAGCUCGAUGGGAUGGAAAAACUGGUCCUCGGCAUGCAGCAGGUGAUCAGCUUCAUUGGGGAGACGGUGAAGAGUUCCAAGGUUAUGGAGCUGAUCCUCAAAGGCCCUGCGGCUCGGAAGGGCCUCAAACAAAAAGACAAUAAAGGCAAGCAAGCCAUUAAGAGGAAAUCCUCUAUGGACACGGAAAACAAGAAGCUUGACAAGAAAUCUACCUCUAAUAAAGCCAUUAAAGGGAACCAAGAGAUAACUCCUGCAUGUGAGCCCAGUUCUCCAAAGCCUUCUCACAGGAUAAAGCUCCAUGGACCAAAGCAUUUCCUCGCCUGUCCCAAAUGUGGAAAAUUUCUCAAAGACCACAAAGGGGAUGGGACGGAUAAGCCCUCUUUGAGCCCUAAGGGUUUGAAAGCUCAAAAGAAGAUGAAGCCUCCAGACACAGCAGAAAAUAUUUCCUUGAAGAAGCAGGCGUUGCUUCUCGAUGAGGUGCAGAAGCUCAACAGGGAGAAUGCUGAGAAGUCGGGUCACCAGCUCGCCCCUGGAUGUCUGGAUCUGGAGGCUGGAGUGGCCCCUAAGGAUCAACAACCGGAUACCUCUGCUUGCAACUUGGUGAACUACCUGCGUGAAGAUACCGAAGCGGCUGCGGAUGAGAAACAGGAGGGUGUUGUGGCCAUUAGUGAGGAGGAGGAGGGAAAGGAGAAGGUGCAGGAGGCAGCAGUCACAGAGAAGAAACCCAAGCUUAAUGUAGAGAAGAAGAAAGAGGAAGAAAAGCUUCCAGAGGAAAAGAAGGAAAAGGUUGCUGCUCCUGAUGAGGAAGUAGCCAAAGCCCCGGAGCUGCCUGCUGCCCCUAAAGAGAAAGAAGAGAAGACUGCGACCAGCAGUGAUGACCACAAAGAUGCCACCCCAGAGCCUGAGCAGGACCAGAUAUUAAAGGUCACCAGCAUGAACACCAAGAACGGUUUGACUGAGGAACAUUUUGUGGUGGGGGACCACACUAAGAGCCAGGUGGUGGUGGAGGAGGUGGAGGAGGGGAAGAAGGAAGAAAACGAGGGGGAUGAACAGAAGCUUGAGUCUGACGGCUGGGCCGUCUUCAAGGCAGACGGAGUUGAAUUCCAGAUAGACCUCAAAGAAAGGUUGGAGAGAGUGCUGAAGGAAAAUGCUGCCAAAAAGGAUGCAGAAGAGGAGGGUGAUGAAGAUGCAGAGCAGUACUUUAUUGAUACCAGUCCUCCUCCGGUGGCUCCCUUUAAUCACCGCAUUGUUUCUGCCAAGCCCAACCAGAUCAUCAACUUCUACACCAUCAACUGGCAGGAGGUCCUGGGCGGGGGUCGUUUUGGCCAGGUGCACAAAUGUGUUGAGAACUCCUCUGGUCUCACUUUGGCAGCGAAGGUCAUCAAAGCCCGGUCUCAGAAAGAAAAGGAGGUGGUGAAGAAUGAGAUCCAGGUCAUGAAUAAUCUGGACCAUGCCAGCCUGAUCCAACUCUAUGCAGCUUAUGAGUCAAGGAAUGACAUCAUCCUUGUACUCGAAUAUGUUGGCGGAGGGGAGCUGUUUGACAGAAUCAUUGAUGAAAACUACAAGUUAAUGGAGCUGGACGCUGUUGUCUUCAUCAGGCAGAUCUGUGAGGGGCUGCAGCACAUGCACAAAAUGUACAUCCUGCACUUGGAUUUAAAGCCCGAAAACAUCCUGUGUGUGAACAGAGCCACAAAUAAGAUCAAAAUCAUUGACUUCGGUCUCGCCAGGGUAUAUAAACCACGUGAGAAACUGCGAGUGAAUUUCGGCACUCCGGAGUUCCUCGCCCCUGAAGUUGUCAACUACGAAUUUGUGUCUUUCAACACAGACAUGUGGAGCCUUGGCGUCAUCACCUACAUGCUUCUGAGCAGUCUCUGUCCCUUCCUCGGGGACGAUGAUAACGAGACUCUGAACAACAUCUUGUCCUGUAAGUGGAGCUUUGAGGAGCAAGAGUUCAUAGAUACGUCUGAAGAAGCCAAAGACUUCAUCACCAGACUCCUCGUCAUGAAUAAAAGUUGGAGGAUGGGGGCGGCUGAGGCCUUGAGACAUCCUUGGCUGUCUGACCCGACCCUUCAUCAUCGCCUAUAUACAAAGAAAACUAUGUGCAGAUCCCGGCGAUCAUCAUGCGUGCCCACAACUGACAGUUGAGGGCUACAAUGAUGUGACGGCUUCAGCUGUGGCCACUCGGACCAAUUUUCAGUCCAUGCACGGUGCCGCAUGAGCUGAAAUUCUGGCAAACCUUUUCCUGACAUGUGAUCCACUGACAAUAUACAGGCAAACACACUUUUGUUUAAUUGGAAUUAUUCAUGAGAAUGUAUUUUCCUUAAAAAUUGUGAUGCAAGAGAACACAGGGUAAAAAAGCAAUACCAGGAAUAUCGUUUUGGUUAUUUGUGCAGGGUGUUAGUUAUUUUUCAUCCCCUCGUAUAUGGCUUUUCAAAACGGUGCUAAUGUCAUAAUCGGACUUACCCUCAUGACACAUGUAUUAUUAUAGAACUUGUUUAUGUGUGGCACCUUUGUCUUGAAAUGCGCACAUUUUCCUUUCUUUCUUCACUUCGAAAAAUACCCACUCCUUGAGCCACUCUCAUGUAUCUCUAACCAAAUACACUGUGCUGUUAUUGUCCACUGCUUUUGUGUGAAGGCUACAGCAUGAUUCGUAUUAUGUGAUUGGUGCGUUUCUUCCCGUCUCAGUUACAAAUGUUACCCAAUAUUUUUUUUCCGGGUUGUAAAUAAAUGCUGAACUGUAGAUUUAACAUUCAGAUUCUCAUAUAUAUCUUAGGGGAUAGACUUCUUUACAAUGUUGGAUGUGCGUUGUACGUAUGGACAGAAUGGAAUUUGUGUGGUCGGUGUCAUGAGCCGUAGUAUGUGCACUUUAUAAUGUUAUUUAUUUAAACAUAGAUUACACAUGAAGCUACCAUAGUUCCAGUGAAAAGGCCUGUGUGGUCAGAUCUACCCAUAUUCCCUUCCUACUUGUGUUUCAUCCUGCUUUCUCUGUGUGUUUAGAUAGAAAGCACAUUUUUACUGUAUAACAAACCAACACCGUUUAUGUCUUAUCAGCUGUUUUAAUCCUUCGUUGCAUGUCUUUGUGUGUGUAUGUGUUUUGUCAGCCAGUUUAAGUAGCCACACAUAGAAAUCACUUUUUUUAAACUGUUUUUUUUUCACUCUAGCUGCAUAUUUGUGUUACUGUAGAUGCUUUUUCCACAAAACAAAGUUAUGAUAGAAAUGCCUUCUGUGAAGGAACACUAACUGAAAGUAAAACAUUACCUGCCUAAUGCUGCCUAUAAGUUGAUCAAGGGUUAGAACUACAUUUAUGUGGUUUUAAUUGAACUUCAUUAUGAAUGUUUCAUUUUUCUUGUUGAACACAGAGUGCUAGUAAAAGACAUUAUCCUCACCGUGUGUUAAUGAUUUCACAUUCAGCAUGUAUUUGUGAAGUGAGUACACAUCCAUUAAACUGAAAUUGUGUCUUAA
This is a messenger RNA of Epinephelus fuscoguttatus (brown-marbled grouper), 4109 nucleotides long. It is a transcript of the gene mylk4a, whose product is annotated as myosin light chain kinase family, member 4a. Gene Ontology annotation, molecular function: protein serine/threonine kinase activity; ATP binding. Gene Ontology annotation, biological process: intracellular signal transduction; positive regulation of apoptotic process; protein phosphorylation. Gene Ontology annotation, cellular component: nucleus; cytoplasm. The transcript has 15 exons. NCBI's taxonomy places the organism in Eukaryota, Metazoa, Chordata, Actinopteri, Perciformes, Serranidae. Bases 321 to 2792 code for a protein of 823 amino acids. The record is from RefSeq and is a predicted model, not a curated record.